UUAUCAGCCGAACGGAAGAACCGAGGAUUUUUCAGUUGGGUUCGCCUGUUUGUUCCCGGAUAUUAAAAGUAUUUCCUACAACCACCUACCUUACUCAUCCCAAUUUGAAAUAAUCCGUCCAUUCUAUGUACUUUAUUUUUCAAAUUUUUCUAAUUUAAGGCUCAGUUUCCGCUCGUCUCUCAUAUAACGGUUCACGUGUUAAUGGAUCUAUUAAUCAUACAGAAACAAUGGAAUUAUCACUAGCUCAAGAAACAACACAAAGUUGGCCUUCUUUCGGAAUUAUUUUGGGUAAACAACAAAAUGAUUUUGGUGAGGAAGAUGAAUUAGAAGGAAAUGAAGGGACUUCUCUAAUUGUUGGGCAUAUUGAAAAAGGAUCUCCUGCUGAUAAAUGUGGAAUUUUACAACCUGGGGACAGAAUUCUCUGUAUUGAUGACUGGCACACAGCUGAUGGCACUUUAGAAGAAGCCAGUCAUUUACUAAGAAUUCUUUCUCUUUCUGGCAGUCGUUCUGUUACUCUUCUUGUUGAAUUUAAUGUUAUUGAGCCUGUCCUUCCCCCAGCACACGGCUCCUUUUUUGUUAUGAGAUUAGCUAAGUGUGGUAAAUGUCUUGGUAUUGUUUGCCAAAGUCAUCAAAAUGGAACGGCUAAAGGAGAACCUUUAAUUAUUUCACAUAUUCGAAUUGGAAGUGUUGCACAUAGAUGUGGAUCAAUCCAAGUUGGUGACCAAAUCCAUUCUAUUGAUGAUAUACCUUUGGAUACAUGUACUUUAGAUGAGGCAAUGCGUUUAUUACAAAGAUCUGCUAGAAUAGUUAAAUUAGUUAUAAUUAAAGGAGGUGGACAAGAACAACAUUUAUUAGAAUCACCCCAAUCUUUUGUAUAUACUGUUGAAUUAUUGAGAAGGGGAAGGCCUUUAGGUAUUACAAUAGCUUCUGCUGGGGGUUCUCUAGAUCCAAUAAUUAUUUCUAAAUUAGCACCUAAUGGAUUGGCAGAAAGAACAGGAGCUUUAAAUAUUGGUGAUCAAAUUAUUGCAGUUAAUGGGGAAAUUUUAGAAGGGAAAAAGGUUAGCCAAGUAACACAAAUUCUACAACAAUGCCCAGACCCAAUUUCUCUUAAAUUAAGCCGUCCAAUAGCUCCAAAUACUGAUAUUAGAUUGCCUUAUUGUCGAAAUUUUAAAAAAUUUGAAAAUACAGCAAUAUUAGAACAAGAAAAUAAUAAAAAAUUAGUUGGAAUUAAUUCAACACCAAAAAAGAGUGUGGAUAGUGCAAUGGAUACUUUAGAGGGUUCACCUACAGGAAGGCAAAUAAUUCCAAGAUAUUCUUCACUUCGUCGUCCCUCAACAUCUACAAAUACACAACAAACAACAGAUCCAAUAUUCAGUACAUAUUCUGACCCUUAUAGCAAUGGAGGAGGGAAUGGAGGUUUAGAUUCAGGUUUAAGUUCAGCAGCCGCAACAGACAGUCAACCUGGCGGUAUUCAAUCAAGUUCUCAAACAAAAUGUUGUGAAUGUCAAUUUGAAAUUGACGGAAGUGGAACACAUUCUUUUUGUUGUUCAAAUUCCCCAAAUUCUUCCUCUGAAAGAAAAGGAAGAAAAGAAGAAAAUGAUAACGAAUGGAUGAGAAUACUUGAAGCGUUGGAAGUGGUUAGUGAAGCUGAAAUGCUUAGAAAAUUGGAAGAAUGUAUUUUAAAUGGAAGUGCUUCUAACUAUGUUACUCCUUCUAAUAAUAAAUCGAAAUACGGCUUUCAACAAAUGUUUCCCUCUGAGUUAGGAAAUAUUCUCUCUCAUCAACAAUUAAUCUCGACUAACAAUAAUUAUGAUGUCGUUGAUAAUAUAAAUGUUGAUAAACAAACACAAAAAAUAUUUCCAUCUCAAGAACUUCAUAAAAAAUACGUUGUUGCUAAUCAUUCUCGGUCCGGUACUCCUACUAUGUUGAGGAGUCAACAACAAAAUGGAGAACUUCCACCAGCAAUGCCCUCUCCACGUAUUUCAACAACAGACCCUCCUCCAUUUACAAUAACACAAUCAUCAACAUUUACCUCCUCACAAAAAAGUAUUUCAACAAAUUCACUUCCUUCUUGUACAUUAAAUAAUUUAAAACAAGAAAACGAAAUAGAUGAAUUUAGUGAAGUUUUUAGUGUUCAAUUGAAAAGAUGCCCUCUUACAAAAAGUUUUGGGUUUUCUGUUUGUGAUGGACUUAUUGGAGAAGAGAAUGAGAUAAUUGAAGAAAUAAAUGAGAAAAAUACUAUACAAUUAACACCUACAGGGAUUUAUAUUCGUUCGUUAGUUAAGGAUGGACCAGCUGAGAAAUGUGGAAGGAUACAACCUAGAGAUAGAAUAUUACAGAUCAAUGGAAGGUCAAUACAAUUUUUAACCUGUGAUUUAGUUCUUCCACUUUUAACAACAGAAACUGUUGAUCUACUUUUACUAAGGAAAAAAUGA
Molecule: messenger RNA, 2435 nt
Organism: Meloidogyne enterolobii
Lineage: Eukaryota; Metazoa; Nematoda; Chromadorea; Rhabditida; Meloidogynidae
Source: the annotation of a GenBank genome assembly